GCGGCGCAGGCGCCGGAAGCGGGAGGCGCCGAGGGGACGUCGUCGCCGCGCCGGGUCUUGAGUCGCUGCGGAGCCGCCCCGCGCCAUGGCCGAGAGCGACUGGGACACCGUGACGGUGCUGCGCAAGAAGGGCCCCACGGCCGCGCAGGCCAAGUCCAAGCAGGCCAUUCUAGCCGCUCAGAGACGAGGGGACGAUGUGGAGACAUCUAAGAAAUGGGCCGCCGGCCAGAACAAGCAACACUCAAUCACCAAGAACACAGCCAAGCUGGACCGCGAGACAGAAGAGCUGCAUCAUGACCGUGUGACCUUGGAGGUGGGCAAGGUCAUCCAACAGGGCCGGCAGAGCAAGGGCCUCACGCAGAAGGACCUGGCCACGAAAAUCAACGAGAAGCCGCAGGUCAUCGCGGACUACGAGAGCGGACGGGCGAUUCCCAACAACCAGGUUCUGGGCAAGAUUGAGCGUGCCAUCGGCCUCAAGCUCCGGGGGAAGGACAUUGGGAAGCCGAUCGAGAAGGGUCCGAGGGCAAAGUGAGCCCAAAGCCUCGAAAUCCCGGCCCUCGUGGGCCCUCGCGGGCCCUCGGUCAUGCAGGGCCCUG
Ochotona princeps (American pika) is the source of this 596-nucleotide messenger RNA. It is a transcript of the gene EDF1, whose product is annotated as endothelial differentiation related factor 1. Lineage: Eukaryota; Metazoa; Chordata; Mammalia; Lagomorpha; Ochotonidae. The record is from RefSeq and is a predicted model, not a curated record. The coding region runs from base 86 to 532 and encodes 148 amino acids. Gene Ontology annotation, cellular component: nucleus. The transcript is spliced from 5 exons. Gene Ontology annotation, molecular function: DNA binding.